Phoenix dactylifera (date palm) is the source of this 3740-nucleotide messenger RNA. Lineage: Eukaryota; Viridiplantae; Streptophyta; Magnoliopsida; Arecales; Arecaceae. The record is from RefSeq and is a predicted model, not a curated record.
GCGAUAAUACCCUUCCCAAUGCCGGAAGGAAAGGGGAGGAGAUCCAAAGGAGGCCCCAGACAAAGGAAGAGCCAAUGGAUUUGGGAGCGAUGGAAGCAGCGAUGACGGGCGAGGAGAGCAGCGGGAGCUGGAGCUUGUCGACGAACUGGAUCGCCGCUGAGGGGUCCCUCCGAGACUCCAUCUUCUUCGAGACCUCCGACGAGGACGCCUCCCCCCCGACCUCGAGCGGCGUUCUCCUCGUCCGGCCGCCCUCCGACGACCCCCCACCUUGCGAGGUCACCAUCUCGUUCAGGGAAAAGCAUGAAAUUCGCAGGGUCUAUAUACGAAGUACAGCCCAGGUGUAUGAGAUAUACUAUGCUGCUGAUCAGCAGAAUAAAAGUAAGGAAUAUCUGUGUAGAGUACGUUGUGAUGCUGCUGCUAGAGAAUUGAUGCCACCAAUUAGUUCUGAGGGAGCUAUCACUGAAUGCCAAAAUGGUAAUAAUGAGACUUUGGAAAAACAUGGAAAGAUGGCCACAAGUGACUGUAAUAAUAGCGUUGAAGAUGGCUGGGUAGAAGUGAAGGUUCCUGAUUCGCUUCAACAAAAUGACCAAGCAAAUGCUUUGUCAAAGAAGAUUGAUGGAAAUUCCAGUGCAAACUUUCAGAUUCAUUAUGAGGCAAGAGCUGUGAUUUUUUCAGAUACUCCUUGUCUGUCCCUUACACUUCAGUUGCUUUCACUUCAAACUAAGACGUGCAUUCAUGUAGAGGAGAUUUAUGUAUAUGCUUAUCCUGUCGAUUCCCCCAAUCUUGAUCCUCCUUUGAGUAUGGAGGGAAACUUGGGUGAAAAUCCUCUGCUAGACAUGCUUGUUCCUAGGUUUCUGCAAUUAUCCAAAUCGGGUACUAGCAGAAUACAGGAUAAGUAUUUUUCUGUGGACACAGGAGUGCGAAAACACCAGCACUGUUUGGAUAAAGCAGCUGGACAAAGCAUCUUGGACAUGCAUGGGACAGGCCUCCAAGAAGCAACUUGUAGUAUGAAGGAGCCAAGUUUGGAGCUAUUGCAGGAAGAAACCAAGGUAAAAUCUGAAAAUAUACAAUUGGGAUUUGGCCAGAAAGUGACAGAUCGAGCUGAUCAAGAUUUGGGGCCAGUGCAUGAGGAAACUGAGAUAAGACCAGAAAAUGCACAGUUGGCGUCUAGCCAGAAGGUUACAGAUCAAGCAGAUCAAGAGUUGGGCCCAAUGCAGAAUCAAACCGAAGUAGAACCCGAAAAUGUACAGUUGAGAUCUGACCUGAAGACAACAGAUCAAGCAGAUCAAGAGUUGGGGCCAGUGCAGGAACAAACUGAGGUACAACCAGAAAAUAUACAGUUUGGUUCCAGCCAGAAAGUAACAGACAUGGAUCAGGUGCCAAAGUCUGUUGUGGAAGAAAAUAAUCCGGCCUACAGUCGUGUUGAGAAAGUGCUGGAUGAGCUGGUUUUAAGAAUGGGAAGAAUAGAAGCUUUUUGUUCAAGGUUUGAGGAAAACAUGAUGAAACCCCUUAGCUGCAUUGAGAUGAGGCUCCAGCAAAUAGAGCAGCGAUUUGAUGUAUUUGCUGUAGGAAUUCAGUCUUCUGAGAGAAACCUUUCUUCAAGGAUAUCAGCCCCUGAAUUUUCAUUUGAUGAAUCUGACUCAGAUAACAAAGGUUGCAACACUUCAUUCACAAAAGGGGUGGAUAUUUUAUCUACUGACUCAUCAUUUCCAGCUAAUGAUGUUGCAGUUUCUCUACCUGAAUCAAAGAUGUGCCCAGGUCUGGCCGUUAAGGCACCUGAAUUCCAUAAUCAAGAUGAUUUGUCAUCAUCAGCUAGUGAUGGGGCAACUUCCGUGCCUGAAUCUAAUAUGCAUCCAGGACUGGUAGUUAAGGUACCAGAAUUCCUUAAUGAGGAAGAGUGUACCAAUGCUGAGGAUACCUUAGAUUCAGUUGUGAAGGAUCACCCCCAGGAUAAAACAUCUCUAUGCAUUGAUGGUGCAUUAGCUUCAGCACUGGCAGCAUUCCUGAUGUCAACUACUGUCAAAUCUCCCAAACAUAUCCCAGAUGUGAUGGAAGAACCUCAUGGAUUUUCUGUUGGUAAUAACAAUGACCCAGAUUCCACUCCUGUUGGCACAUCUUCUGAAGGAUCUGAUAACUUGUUCAGCAAAAUUGACUUGGAGAAAAAUGGUGGUGGCACAUCGGAUGUAGUAAAGGAAACUAAUUGUAGUGGCUCUCUGUCGUCAGCUGAUGUGCUAGCUCCUGAUACAUCUUUAAAUGAAUCUGAUUUGAAGGAUAAGGGUUGUGAUACAUCAGAUGCUGCAAGAGGAGUUGCAGCUUUUGAUGACUCAUCAUUGUUAGCUGACAACACGGGCUCUUCUGUGUCUGUGCCCCAGAUUUCAGGUUUAAUAGUUACAGCACCUGAAUUUCCAGUUGAGGAAGAUGAUUUCAUUGAUUGUGGUAAUGCUUCAGAUUCAGAUGUGGAAAAUUUCCUUGAGGAUCAAGAGUCUGUGCCCACUGCUGGUAAAUCCACUUCGGCAUUGGGAGAAUUUCUUUCCUCAAGGAAAGUAAAAUCAUCUCACAAUUCAACUUUGUUGGGAGAAACCCUGGACCUUUUUAAUGGUGAUAACCAUAAGUUGGCCUCCUCUUCUUUUGACAUUCCCUGUGAAGGAAUUGAGAGAGUGGGUAUCGAAAACCAUGGAAAAGACAUGAUAGGCAAGGUUGAUUUGGAUCAAAUCUUCAGCUUAUUGCCUUCUGAUGGUGGGUUGGAACAGAGGGAGCGUGUCAAGCUAAGACACCAGAAUGGUUCCACUGAACCAACUAUUGAAGGAUCAACUACUAACUGCAUGGCCCUUGAAGAUGGCAUAGAACAGAAGGAUCAUGGGGUAAAAUGGUAUGGAUCAAAUUCCACCGAGUCAACUGCAACGGAUGAAGGAUAUUUCGUGCAGAAGGCAUCUGAUUUUAUGCACUUUCAAUCAAAUGGAGGCAUCCACAACAAAUGGCAUGAUGGAAGCUGGGUAGAUGAUAGUGAUGCUGAGGAAGCUGGACAUGCUAGCCAUAGCUUGAACCAACUUGGCAGAGGGUGGACAGAAGACUGCAGCACAGAUUCAAGCUUUGAUGAAAAUUUCAUCAAAAGUAAAGUUCAGAUUGACUGGUCAGAUGAGAGCAGCACAGAUUCCAUCGGAGGAUCUUUCACUGUUAACCACCAUAGUGGACAAGUUGCUGACAACUACAGAAGUUCACAGGCCUUUGUUGAUGAUUUCUCUGAAGGCAUUGGUCUAAAAUCUUCAGAUUUUAGAUAUGAGAAGUCGUUGGCAGAGCUGAUAUGGGCUUUUGACUCGACGCUGGAUUAUGAAGGUCAUACAGUGUUUGCUCCAGCAGGUUGGGGAACUGGAUUUCCACUUGAAGCCUUGCUGGGUGAAACAUCUAAUGUGGAGGUGCAAGUUUCUACUGUCAAGGAUGCUGAUGAUGGCAAAUGCAUGGCAGCUAAUCUAGUGGAGAUGGAAGAUCUUAGUGUACCAAGUGAGACAUGCCUAUGGGAUGCUGAACUGCAAGGUGAAAGGCGUAACCAACAGCCAUUCUCCAGCCUUAUUUAAGAUAAACACGAACGAUUGUACAGCACAUAAAUAAAAAGGAACUAUUCGUGGCCAGAUGAUUAUUUUAAGAGUAUAAUGGUUGGUUUUCUUCUCUUAUGGUUCUUUUAUUUUGUACACUGAUGUUAAUGACUACAAGUAAACUAAGGAAUGGAGUUCGUGGUUGGUUAA